Cariama cristata (Red-legged seriema) is the source of this 1419-nucleotide messenger RNA. It is a transcript of the gene TRAF2, whose product is annotated as TNF receptor-associated factor 2. NCBI's taxonomy places the organism in Eukaryota, Metazoa, Chordata, Aves, Cariamiformes, Cariamidae. The transcript has 9 exons. Gene Ontology annotation, molecular function: zinc ion binding; ubiquitin-protein transferase activity; tumor necrosis factor receptor binding. Gene Ontology annotation, biological process: tumor necrosis factor-mediated signaling pathway; protein K63-linked ubiquitination; positive regulation of JNK cascade. Bases 1 to 1419 code for a protein of 472 amino acids. The record is from RefSeq and is a predicted model, not a curated record. Gene Ontology annotation, cellular component: cytosol; cytoplasmic side of plasma membrane; plasma membrane signaling receptor complex.
AUGGCAGCAGCAAACUCUACUCCGCCUGGCUCUUUGGAUCUAAACCAGCCUGGAUUUGCAAAGGAGAUCCUGGGAACUAAACUAGAGGUCAAAUACCUCUGCUCCGAUUGCAAGAAUAUAUUGAGGAGGCCGUUUCAAGCUCAGUGUGGACAUCGCUACUGUUCCUAUUGUCUGAAGAAAAUUAUAAGUGCUGGACCUCAAAAGUGUGCCAGCUGUAUUCAGGAAGGAAUAUACGAAGAAGGAAUUUCUAUUUUGGAAACAAGCUCAGCUUUCCCAGACAACGCAGCUCGUCGGGAGGUGGAAAGUCUGCCUGCUGUCUGUAUUAACAGUGGCUGCACUUGGAAGGGGACUAUUAAAGAAUACGAGGCUCAUGAUGAAGUCUGCCCGGAAUUUCCGCUGACUUGCGAAGGCUGUGGGAAGAAGAUUCCAAGGGAGAAGUUUCGGGACCAUGUGAAGAGUUGUGGCAGAUCUAAAGUGCCUUGCAGAUUUGAGGUUGUCGGAUGUGCUGAGGUGGUGGAAAAUGAAAAGCUACUAGAACAUGAAAGCAAAUGUUUGACGGAGCAUCUCUACAUGCUACUGAGUUUUGUGCUCAGCCUCAAGGCUGGGUCUGGAGACCUAAAGCCCCUUCCUACCCUUUCCUCAUCGCAAAACAACUCCCCGCUACUGGCAGCAAACUCUCUGUGCUCGGAGUCGGAGCUUUCCAGGUCCCUGGAGCUCUUGGAAAGAUGUGAGGCCCUUGAGAGGAAAACGGUGACCUUUGAGAACAUUGUCUGUGUGCGCAAUCGUGAGUUGAAAAGAGUGUCUCUAACAGCCGAAGCCUACAGUCGGCAACAUCGACUAGAUCAGGAGAAAAUUGAAACACUGAGUAACAAGGUCCGGCAGCUGGAAAGAAGCAUUGGGCUCAAAGAUCUGGCCAUGGCUGAGAUGGAAGAAAAGAUCCGCAACAUGGAAGCUUCCACCUACGAUGGUGUUUUCAUCUGGAAGAUAACAGAAUUUGCCAGGAAGCGUCAGGAGGCAAUAACGGGCCGCUCUCCUGCAAUCUUCUCUCCAGCUUUCUACACGAGCAAGUAUGGCUACAAGAUGUGUCUGCGCGUUUAUCUGAAUGGGGAUGGCACCGGGCGUGGGACCCACCUGUCUCUGUUCUUUGUGGUGAUGAAAGGACCCAACGACGCACUGCUGCGGUGGCCCUUCAACCAGAAGGUAACCCUGAUGCUUCUGGAUCAGAACAACCGGGAACACAUCAUCGAUGCCUUCCGACCCGACGUGACAUCCUCCUCGUUCCAGCGACCCAUUACGGAAAUGAACAUUGCCAGCGGCUGCCCGCUGUUCUGCCCCGUCUCGGUGAUGGAAACCAAGAACUCCUACGUGCGUGAUGAUGCCAUCUUUAUUAAAGCCAUCGUUGAUCUCACGGGCCUCUAA